CAUAUACAGUGCUCCCAUUGGUAGGAUUUAGGUAUGAGGAGGCACCCAUAAAUAACGUACUCUGACUUUUUAUAAAGAGACAUUCAUCAUCAAGAGACUGACUGCUGCCUGGUGCAUCACUGAACCCUUAUCCCUCCUUAUUUUAAAAGACUUUGUGAGGAAAAUUCCACAGCUACAGUAUGAACCUCAACAUUCCAAAUCAGCCUGGACAGACUCCUUGUGGUAACAUAACUUUCAUACAUUACCCAUCUCCACAGCCAAACCAGCUGGGGUAUGGUGACACAGAAUCAUAUUCAGGAGGGCCAGGCAAUCCUCCCAUGGUCACAGGAUCAUAUCAUGGAGGGUCAUGCAAUCCUCCCAUGGUCACAGGCUCAUAUCAAGGAGGGCCAUGCAAUCCUCCCAUGGUCACGGGAUCAUACCAAGGAGGGCCAUGCAAUCCUCCCAUAGUCACAGGAUCAUAUCAAGGAGGGCCAGGCAAUCCUCCCAUGGUCACGGGAUCAUAUCAAGGAGGGCCAUGCAAUCCACCCAUAGUCACAGGAUCAUAUCAAGGAGGGCCAGGCAAUCCUCCCAUGGUCACGGGAUCAUAUCAAGGAGGGCCAUGCAAUAAACCCAUAGUCACAGGAUCAUAUCAAGGUGGGCCAUGCAAUCCUCCCAUGGGCCCAGGAUGUGGGCCUGGGUAUGGUCCUCGGCCUGGUCAUGGUUGUGGGAAAGGUCAUGGUCAUGGGCACGGUCAUGGGCAUGGUCAUGGCAAACAUGGGAAGAAACAUGGAAAGGGUGGCAAGCAUUCUGGGAGCAGCUCUGACUCCGAUUAGAGAAAGAAGAUGUUUCAUAGGCAAAUCCCAAGUAGCCUAUGAAAAAUGAUUAGCUAUAUAAGUAAUACAUUGUAUGGUAAAUAAAAGGUUUUACAUUA
Ictalurus punctatus (channel catfish) is the source of this 910-nucleotide messenger RNA. Its product is annotated as proline-rich proteoglycan 2. The coding region runs from base 180 to 812 and encodes 210 amino acids. Lineage: Eukaryota; Metazoa; Chordata; Actinopteri; Siluriformes; Ictaluridae. The transcript has 3 exons. The record is from RefSeq and is a predicted model, not a curated record.